Molecule: messenger RNA, 1821 nt
Organism: Helobdella robusta
Lineage: Eukaryota; Metazoa; Annelida; Clitellata; Rhynchobdellida; Glossiphoniidae
Exons: 12
Coding region: 202-1617 (471 amino acids)
Cellular component (GO): cytoplasm; nucleus
Molecular function (GO): RNA polymerase II CTD heptapeptide repeat phosphatase activity; RNA polymerase core enzyme binding
Source: RefSeq, a predicted model, not a curated record
CCGGUAUGCUAUAUAUAUAUUUGGAGGGGUUUUAUUAAAGAAUUCUUCAAAUGCGAUAAAUUAGUUUUUAAAAUCACAAUUGAGAUCAUAUCGGAAGGUUGAUAAAAGUGAUUUGUCAAACUUGUGUUUUCCAUAAGUCUUGGUCUUGCUUGUUGAGCAAUCAAUUGGAAUUAAAAUCAAGUCAAACUCCAGCUGAAAAAAAUGCUGAUCUCAUCACAAAAUAAAAUUGCGCAUCCUGCUGUUGCUGCUGAGAGGCAGAAGAAAAUUGAAGCGAUGAAGGAGAGGUUGAAGAUGAAGAAAGAAUUAGAGAUGAAAGGUCACUCGUUUGUGGAGUUCUUGUCCAUUAAUCAACACAUCACUGAAGAUCAACUUAGUUCUAUGCUGCAGUUGUUAUUCGUUCAGCAGUAUGAUGACGUGAUAGAGGAAAGAACCAUUUCUUCAUUUUGUGGAUAUCCUCUAUGUCCAGCUGACCUUAUUGAGGUGCCUAAGAAGAAAUAUCAUAUAUAUCAAAAGACCUCAACUGUUUACAACAUAGAGGAGAGGAAAAAAUUCUGCAGCAACAAAUGUUUUUUAUAUUCGAAGCAUCUGAGAAAACAAAUAUCAGCCGAGCCAUUGUUGGAACGUUCAAAAAAUGCCACCAAAUUUUCUUUUCUCAAGGAUCAUUCCAAAUUCAAUAUAUCUGAUGGCUUGGGUGACGUCAUUCUUCAGCCACCAGGUCGCAGUCUCGCUAAUGAAAUAAAAAAAUUGAACUCCGCACAUGAUGAUGACGUCGACGACGACGAUGAUGACCUCGACGAUGAUGAUGACGUCAGAAAUGAUAACAACUUUAAUAGAGAUGAUUAUGAUGGCUUCAACUAUGACGAUGAUGACAAUGAAGAGAAUAAUAAAAAGAUUCCACCCAAACCGAAUGUAGUUCAAAAACGUAAAAUAGAAGCACGACAGACUGUGAUAUUGCAAGCAGAUUGGGAGCUGCCACCGAUGGCGUCAUCUAAGACGUCAGAAGCAGGAGAAGCGACCACUAUUUCAUCAUCGUCGUCAUCAGCGGCAGCAUCAUCGUCAGCAUCUUCAAUAGCAACAACUACAUCAGCAUCAGUGACAACGACGAAUGAGUGUGAUGAACAUUUGCUCAAAAAAGUGCACAAUUACAUGUUAGAGUGGAGGUCGGAGAGUACUUAUUUAUUCAACGAGGAAAUGGAAACGGAUGACGCUGACGAAGUUUCUACCAAUAAAAGUGAUGGUCAGGUCCUCGUACUACCGGCAACAGACCACAAAGACAUCAUGUUAAUUAGAAGAGGUGUCGUACUAGAGAAACUUGAACCUGUACUGAAGAAGUACAGCGAAAUAUUGAAAGUGAACCUAAGCCAAGUCAUGACCAGUGUGAGAUCCCUCGUACUAACUUUCAACUUCUCCAGCACGAACAUCAUCAUGAAGCCACUGGAAUGGAUGGUGGCUGGCCUCAUUCUCUUGCACGUAGUCUCCAAGAAAGAUGAAGGAUUAAGGAGAAAGUUGAACCAAACAAAUAUGCACAACACCUUUAUGAAGAAGUUCAACAUCACAGUACGACAAUUUGAUGAGAUUGCAACUGAAAUUCUAUCAAAACCAUCUGAGUAUCAAUAAUAAAAUGUGUACAAAUUUACGACUGUUGCAAUUUUUUACUUGUACAAUAAUUUUUUUUUAUUCAUGGUUCAUGCGUCAUUUUUUUUCUCUUUCACUUUCUUCUUCGAAACGAAUUAGUGUAAUGAUUAAAUUCUGGUUGAAUUUGAAUUCGAUUGGAAAGAGAUCCUCGCUUACCAGAUAAAAUAUGUGUGAUACAUGGUAAAA